UGGUGCAGCGGCUCACGGCGCGCUUGCAGGAAAGCAGCCGCAGACUCUUCUGAAAAAAGGAUGCUUGAGUCGUCUAACAGCGACCUCCAACAUGUCAGGAUCCGUUAUCACUUCGUGGCACGUAAUGCCAAUGAGCUCACCGUGCAGCCGGGUGAGGUGCUGGAGGUCUUGGAAAACAAUAAACAGUGGCGGCUGCUGAGGAACCGCAGCGGUCAGUCGGGCUACGUGCCGUGUAAUGUGCUAGAAGAGGUCAAACCAGGAGAGCAACAGUACAACCGUGCUGCUCUCUUCAACAGCCAGGCUGUGAAUCCUUACAAAGGUACCUCCGCUGGCCCUGUAAAUCACGCAGAGGUUUUGGAGAUGAAUAAAUCCUCAAGGGAUAAAGAUAACCGCGACCAACAGAAGGAGGUAAAUGAUGAAUUGCUGAAGAGGAUAACCGACAAUAAGGCCCAGCCCCCAGCUCGAAACUUUCGGGUGGAGCGUUCAAGUACGUCCAUGCCCAUCACAUAUGAAUCCCAGCCCUUUGAGGUCCACGCUUGGCUCAACGCAAAGGGAUUCUCUAGACCGGUGGUGGAAUGUCUUGGUAUUCUGAACGGGGCUCAACUAUUUUCCCUCAGUAAGGAUGAGCUGAAAGCCGUGUGCGGGGAUGAGGGUUCCCGUGUCUUCAGUCAGAUCACUGUGCAGAAAGCUCAAAUAGAGAGGGGUCGUGGGGAUACAGAACUACAGGAGAUCAUGAGGCGACGACAACAGGAGGUGGAGGGCUCAACCUGGGAAUGAUUACAGUCAAUCAGGCCGUCACAUUUUCUUCAACACUCUUGUUCACCCUACAAUCAACAGCCGCCCAGAGGAAUUCAGAACAGAUGGACUAAACAACUCCAGUCAUUAGUGAAGCCCAGUCCAGCCUAUUUCCUUUAUGACCCAUACAAUGUAGUGCUUAACGCUAGUGCUUAAACUGAUGAACAUGAAUGCACUGGGAGUGAAGUCUUUAACCUCCAUUUAUAGAGAGGAAAAUGAUUUUGAUAGAGGGCAUUGACUUAUGAUUGGUGCUAUUAAAGGAGUAGUUCACCCAAAAAAAGAAAAUUCUUUCAUUAUUUAUUCUCAACAAUCUCAUGUCGUUUCAAAACCCAUUUGCUGUUAUUUUUAUUCACUAGCUUUUAAAUCAGCUAUGGUGCUGUUCAGCACAUCUCGUCAAAUGUCACUGCUUCUAAGGGUGAGUAAAUAAUGACAUUGAUUAAUUUUCAUUUUGGGGUAAGCUAUUCCUUUAAUCUGACAUUCGAAACAAGUCCCAUCUGUUUCUGCAUAAAUAAUAAAUGGGGAAUAAAAAAAAUAAAUAAAACGAUAUUAAGUAAUGCAGUGAAGUAUUGUAAUCUAUUAUCACAUACUUAAUUUGGUUAAAUGACUACUUGAAUAUUAAUUUUAAACAAUGUGUUGGUAUUUAUUUUUUCAUUGCUUCAGUACACUUAUGCUUCACACUUCAUUAAUGCAAAUCAAAUCAUGUUUAUUCAUGUUUGUGGAUGAUUAGUGCAGACUAUCAACUUUUCCCUCAUAUUUCAUAAUAACUUUUGAAUUAUGAUUCUGAAUAUAUCGUUUGGCACUAAAUAACAAAAUAAAAAAUUAUGCAAGCAUGUGUAUAUUAGUACGUGUGCAAGUUAUGGGGUCCAUACUUCUGUAAUUUUUUUUUUUUUUACAUGAAUCAUGUAUUGUGCCAGAUGUCACUACACUAUUGCUUUUCACUUUUCACAAUUCCUGGUUCUCUCUUUGGCCGAUGUUGUCUAUAAAGCCCACUUUGAGCCCUGUGCAAACCAUAAGGCUGAAUCUCUAACCGCCUCACUGACUGACAGCUUUGCUACUAGGCCUCACAGGGGGCACAUAACAGUGGCUUUCAGUUUGUCUUGUUGCUUUAUUUCUGGAAUAGAUUGUGAACGCAUCAGCGAGUAUUGUGCUGUGUUCAGGAUGAGUGAGAAUGACCUCCAUCUCUCCCUUUGUAUGCACUGUCAUAACGCCUCCCGGCCUUAAGAGAGGGUGGAUGUGGCUGCGUAUUGUCACUAUGAUUCAUGGCAUGAAUCAAUGCCUAAUGAUGGGACUUACAGAGAGGAACAUCAAAGAAAAGAUACUGGAGAUUUGCAGCGCAGUGGAACUAUUGUUACUUGCAUCCAGAGAAUAUACCAUUUUUGAGAGAAUUUCCUCUACUUUGUAUUGAUAUACAAUACACAGAGCAGUGAUUAUUAUUUCUCUACGAUGCUUCAUUUCACAUUAAAGCACUGUAUUAGAACUUGAUUAGUUUUGGCCAAAAUAUGUGAUCCAUGAUGUCCAAAACUUCAUUUGUCUGAGAACUAUGAUUGCU
Labeo rohita (rohu) is the source of this 2344-nucleotide messenger RNA. RefSeq names its product epidermal growth factor receptor pathway substrate 8b (gene eps8b). The record is from RefSeq and is a predicted model, not a curated record. Bases 61 to 777 code for a protein of 238 amino acids. The transcript has 7 exons. Gene Ontology annotation, biological process: Rho protein signal transduction; positive regulation of ruffle assembly; regulation of Rho protein signal transduction. Gene Ontology annotation, molecular function: actin binding. NCBI's taxonomy places the organism in Eukaryota, Metazoa, Chordata, Actinopteri, Cypriniformes, Cyprinidae. Gene Ontology annotation, cellular component: ruffle membrane; plasma membrane; vesicle.